AUGGUCUCCCCGGACACCAUCCGCACCGCCAUUGGCGUCAUCGGCAAUGGGACUGCCCUGGUGCUCUUUCUCUCCCCAUUGCCGACGUUCAUCCGCAUCUGGAAGAAGGGGUCGGUGGAGCAGUACUCGCCAGUGCCGUACGUGGCGACGCUCCUCAACUGCAUGAUAUGGGUGCUGUACGGCCUGCCGCUGGUCCACCCCCACAGCAUGCUCGUCGUCACCAUCAACGGCACCGGCCUGGUCAUCGAGCUUGUCUACGUCACGCUCUUCCUCCUCUGCUCCAGGGGCGCCGCCCGCCGCAAGGUCUCCAUCCUCCUCGCCGCCGAGGUCGCCUUCGUCGGCGCCGUCGCUAUCCUCGUGCUCAGCCUGGCGCACACCUACGAGCGGAGGUCCAUGAUCGUCGGCAUCCUCGGCGUCCUCUUCGGCAUCGGCAUGUACGCGGCACCGCUCUCCGUCAUGAAAAUAGUGAUCCAGACGAAGAGCGUGGAGUACAUGCCUCUAUCCCUGUCCCUGGCCUCCCUAGUGAACGCCAUCUGCUGGACUGCAUACGCCCUCAUCAAAUUCGACCUCUACAUCACCAUCCCCAACGGGCUAGGGGUGCUCUUUGCUGGGGCGCAGGUGGUCCUGUACGCCAUCUACUACAAGUCCACCCAGGAGAUCAUCCAGGCGCGCAAGCGCAUGGCAAACCAGGUCGCUAUGACCGAGGUCGUCGUCUAA
Messenger RNA from Panicum virgatum (switchgrass), 717 nucleotides. RefSeq names its product bidirectional sugar transporter SWEET4-like. Gene Ontology annotation, molecular function: sugar transmembrane transporter activity. Lineage: Eukaryota; Viridiplantae; Streptophyta; Magnoliopsida; Poales; Poaceae. Gene Ontology annotation, cellular component: membrane. The coding region runs from base 1 to 717 and encodes 238 amino acids. Gene Ontology annotation, biological process: carbohydrate transport. The transcript is spliced from 5 exons. The record is from RefSeq and is a predicted model, not a curated record.